Molecule: messenger RNA, 3449 nt
Organism: Verruconis gallopava
Lineage: Eukaryota; Fungi; Ascomycota; Dothideomycetes; Venturiales; Sympoventuriaceae
Exons: 2
Coding region: 28-2643 (871 amino acids)
Biological process (GO): tRNA 5'-leader removal
Cellular component (GO): ribonuclease MRP complex; nucleolar ribonuclease P complex
Source: RefSeq, a predicted model, not a curated record
CACCGACACAAAUUUCCAUCCCCAUUCAUGGCACAUCCUAAUCAAGGCAAGAGGAAAGAUGGGCCUGCGCUAGGGAACCAAGGUCGAAACCACAAGCGCACAAAAUUAUGGGAUGCGAGGUCUAUCCGCAGCCAGACGUCUGAUGCGGCCUUCAGUAAUGGCGAAUUGAACGUGGAUAAAUUUAUCAAGGCACGUGAAUUUGAGAUAAAAGCUUUGGAAAAUGGAAUCAAGAAGGCUAAGCAUGGCCUGUCUACACGUGCGCAUCAGGAGCUGCCCAAAGAGCUGCGGAGGAGGACCGCUAGUCACAAUGUGAAGAGGCUACCCAAAAGGUUGCGCGAGAGAGCUAAGAAGGAGAUGAUUGAAGACAACACGCCAACUGUGACUUCUCGAAGGAGAAAACCAAGCGGUCAUAAGCGAUUACGUCUUGAGAUCGUUGAACGACUGCAAGCUCUCAGCGAGAAGAGCAAAGAACGGAGACGGGUGAAAAAGGCUGUUAAGGCCAAGUCUCAACCCACUGCUGAAGUACCUUCGGAGACCGGCCAAGUAGUUACUGCUACUCAAGAAUCGGUUAAAGUGAAAAGUCCCAAGGUGAAAAAAUCGCGAUUAAGAGAGCCAGCUCUGCCACCGGCAAGGUUUCGUAAGCGACAAAUAAACAAGACAUGGCUACCCACGCACAUGUGGCACGCAAAACGCGCAAAAAUGACGCCACCAAGAGAGCCGAUGUGGAGAUUUGCCAUUCCACUUACUCCAUCUAUCAAAAGCUAUCGCAAUACUCAUCGUGCAAGCGCAGAUAAAGGUGCUAUUGCCUGGGAUACGAGCUAUAUGUCCACCAUUGGACUCGAGGGACGCGAAGAGAGCAUCGCAGGCUUGCUCAAAGCAUUAGGAGUUGGCGCUAAAAGCUCAGAAUUUGAUCCUUGGGGCGUGUCAGGAGCAAAAUGGCGCGCAGGGACACGAGUUUGGGAAGGCUGGCUUCACGAGCGCGAUGCUCCAGCGACUUUAAUCGCUCCAGCAGCAGUACUGUGGAAUUCUAAUCAGUUAGAAUCAGAAGCGGGAGUUCAACCUCAGAAUAAGCCAGGCAAACGGAAGUUGUUCAUUCGAAUUCAUCCGGCUGCCUUCUUUCAAUUGUGGGAGCAGGUAGUUCGCCUGGCAAAAGUGCAAAAGCCCAGCCUUGCCGUGGAAGACCUACGCUUCGAGAUUGGUAGCAUAGAGAUUACUGGUCCGAAUGCUUCAGAGGCCCUCGUUGCUGUUCUACGGCCUCUUGAACAAACAUGUGGAGACGCAAUAUGGCCCAAGCUAGCAGCGACUACUCCCGCAUCCCUCCCAAGAAAUUGCUUGCUAGCAAUCUCAAUUACUGAUCCGAGACUCCACCAUCCUCCUCGGACAAUAGCAAUAGAUCAGCUAAAUGCUCAAGAUCCGAAGCUGAUACAACUGCUGACUAGUUGGCCGCUUGACCGCACGCCCUGUGCAGCAGCUAUAUUUGACCGCAACGCUCGAGCCAAGGCUACACGAUCUAUGCCGUCUAACUCUGCCGUGAAUCGCCGUAAAUCAAUGGCUGAUCCAGGCGAGUAUCCAGCCAUUCUUCCUUCUGAUCCACUGAUUCCGGUCCUAGCAUUCGCAACCCAGUCUAGUCCGGAGGAGAGUGGCACUUGGACCGUCUUGCUUCCAUGGCGCUAUGUUUUGCCGGUUUGGAAAUCCCUUGUAUGCUAUCCCCUUUCCACUGGCGGCGCCAUACGGUUUGGAGGCAUCAACGAAAAGAGGCAGCUUGCAUACGAGAACGGAAUUCCUUGGUUUCCGGCUGAUUUCCCGGCUACGAAAGCAGGACAGCAGUGGGAAGCUGAGGAUUCGCAUAGACGAAAAACUGAAUGGGACCGAAAGCCGAAAAGCCGCAGAAUUGAGUUCCGAAGCAUUAAUCUUGGCGAAAAUCGCAGAGGAGAAAUUGGCGUUGGAUGGUCUUGCGACUGGCAAAGACUGAUUGAUGGGCCACCAGUUGCAGAAGAAAAUCGAAUGAACACAAGUUUGGAAGAUGAGGGUAUAUCCGAGGAUUUGGAAAAAACAGCGAAAGCCCUUACAGCUUUACACCAGAUACCUCAGGCUAUUGCCUCACAAGCUCUAACACGUGGGAGAAUUUCCAAUCUCGAACCUAACGGGUUGGCAACAGUUCGGAUCACCAUGUUGAGUCGUGGUCGGCCAAAUAUUUGUGCUCGAAUCUACCGUUUGCCAACCAACAACCCCAAUUUGCGACAAAAAUGGCUGGAGCAACAGCCUCCUCUUCGAAAGAAACAACCACAUAGCAGAAAUGCGAAGUUCCCAUCUCGACCGAGUGAAAACGCAUCUUCUGCAAUGCAGAGAUCGUGGCUUGCUGCAGCGAUACUAGCAGACCCUCCUGAACCAGGAAGCAAGGACUACCCCGUCGUCCCAGAUGAAAUUGACCUGGUUGGUUUUGUCACCACUGGAAAUUUCAACUUGAAUGUUGGCAAGGGUGUCGGUAUCGGGUCGGUACUUUUGCGGAAAGUGUUAACAAGUGAACAGUGUGGUGCGCUUAAGGAUACGGAUUUGCAUCCACCAAGUCAUGAACAGUUCCUCUGCAUAGUGAGAGAUGCUGGCGAAUCAUACGGUAGACUUGCCAAGUGGAAGCUCGUAUGAAAGAUGCGUGACCCUUGCGGACAAGUUCUGUUGAUCCAAUUCGGCACGUAAUUAUGUUCACCCUGAUUGGCCUUCAUGUACGUGCUCAGUCGAAGCAUGGAUGAACUCUAGCACAAUAGUACCAAUCGGUAUGAUGGUGUUGUGUAACUCCUUCAUAAGCGGCCUGGUUAGCGGAGAACCCAACGCGACCCUGAAUCUUUUUACAGCCGGGCAAAUGUGCUGUUCAUUUGCAGCCGAGGCCGUAUGGUUCCGGAAGUCUAGGAAGGUCGAAGUUGCUAUCCUACUCCAAAGCAAAGGUCAGUCCGAGGAGGUACAAGCAGUUGUGAAGAAUGAAAAGUACAUCCCAACCAGUCACCUCAAUGGCCUUCGAGUGGAAAAUCGCAAUUCCUUCAUUACAUAUAUGACCGGAAUAGUUCUCUUGCCUACUUUGGCGUUUCGAGCACGUCACCUCCUGGGUUGGAACGAGUAUUUCAUGUCCAUGGCAGAGAGAAAUCUUUGGCGGAUGACAAGCAUCUCCCACCUCGUGUUGCCUCUGUCCAUAGCUGGCCUCAGCGGGAUUCGAUUUCGCCGCAGCAGCAAAUGGCUCCGUCCUGUACUCUGGGCCUUCAUAUGUGCUUACAUUCUUCUGCGGGUGUUUGUAGUCGUUGAGUUGCUUGCAGGUCUGCGCCAGUUCCCUUCAGAUGUACACAAAGACGAUAACUGGACCAAAUAUACUCCACACACUGGGAGCUGAAUGAGAAGCGCUGCAUCCUGUUUGAAGAGGGCAAUUUUUACCUUUUUUAUGUUUGCAUCUUGCAGUAGUGGGC